Messenger RNA from Poecilia reticulata (guppy), 3599 nucleotides. It is a transcript of the gene raver2, whose product is annotated as ribonucleoprotein, PTB-binding 2. Lineage: Eukaryota; Metazoa; Chordata; Actinopteri; Cyprinodontiformes; Poeciliidae. The record is from RefSeq and is a predicted model, not a curated record. Gene Ontology annotation, cellular component: nucleus. Gene Ontology annotation, molecular function: mRNA binding.
GGAAGGCACGCAGGCAUUCAUAGCCACAUAAUGCACACACAGAGAGCAGGAGAGCUGUGGUGGCUAAAAGCAAUUCUCCACUGAAUGCCUUUUUUUCCCCCCUUCAGAACUGUGCUGCUAGAGAAUAAGAGCUGAAAUGUAGAAGUUCUUUAUAGAAACACAAAACAUUUUAUAGAUGCUACAUGUGGUUCAUUUGAUUCGAUUUUUUCUUUUUUUUGCCUAAAAUCAGGCUCACAAAAGUUUUAGGUUGAAUAGAAACAAAGGUGAACUCUGACUAAGCUUAUUUGUAGUGCACUGAACAGACAGUUGGGGGCGCAACUAGUUCGAGGUGCUAGCUGCAGAAAUCAACUAACAAUUUUGUUUUUUCAAACUACAUUUAAAAACUUUUUUUUUUUUUUACAUAAAUGAUGUUCAUAAAUAAAUGGGAAAAAAACUGCAACAUUCAUUUGAAUCACUAUUGAUUAAGAAUAACACCAGACAAAAAAUAUGGAUUAAACUAUUUAGUAAGGGAGCUGACAUAAAGUAAAUAUAAAAUAAUWAUUUUUCUCAGUUCCUAGAAGGGUAAAUUAUUAGCUCUGAAUAGUUUAAAUUAAUGUUAUCGUUGCGUUUAUACUGGGUUGUUGGGACGCACACGCCUCCCACCUGCUCUCUCUCUUUCUCUCCCUGUCUAUAUUUCUCUACCUCUCUCUCUCUUUAAACACUUUUCUCUCAGCUUCCCAAGAUGGCGGCAGCCUCGUCCAUCCAGCCGCCGAGCGUUCACUCUUCUCUCACCCGGGAUAGCGCGCUCUCCCCGGACAUGGACAGCCCCGAAAGCAGGCAGCCGGAGGAUGAGGAGGCGGCGGCGGCGGCCGCAGCGCAGCCCUCCGAGCCGGGCGUCUGCCUCCGCGACCUGCCGGACCUGGAGCCGGAGGAGAUCGAGAGGAGGCUGGCCAAAACUCGCCGGGAGCUGAGCAACAGGAGGAAAAUCCUCAUCAAAAACCUGCCGCCCGACACCUCCAACCAGGAAGUCCAUGAAAUUCUGAAAGAGUAUGAGCUGAAGUACUGCUUUGUGGACCGCAACAAAGGCACAGCCUUUGUGACUUUGCUGAACGGGGACCAGGCUCAGGAUGCCAUCCGCUCCCUCCACCACAGCACUGUCCGAGGACGCCUGAUCAACGUCACCCUGCAGCCCACAGAUUCCCUGCUCUGCCUCACCAACCUGCCCCACACCUUCACGGCGCAGCAGUUCGAGGAGUUGGUGCGCUUGUAUGGAAACAUCGAGCGCUCCUUCCUGGUUUAUAGUGAGCUAACGGGCCACUCCAAGGGAUAUGGGUUUGUCGAGUACAUGAAGAAGGACUCCGCUUCACGGGCCCGCUCGGAGCUGCUGGGUCGACCUCUGGGGGAUCGGUCGCUGAUGGUUCAGUGGAUGGAUGUCAACCAGCUGAGCCAGGAGGAGAACCUGCACUCCAAGUGUCUGUGUGUGGACCGGCUGCCUCUGGACCUCUGCGACUCCGAGGAACUGGCCCAGCUCUUCUCUGAAACGUACAAACCAGUCUUCUGCCAGCUUGCCCAGGAUGAAGGGAGCCCAGUGAGAGGUUUUGGUGUGGUGGAGUACGAAAGCGCGGAGCAGGCUGAAGCUGUGCUGACGGAGAUGGACCGAACUCUGGUGGGAGGACAGGAARUUCGUCUUUCACUCUGCACCCCCGGCACCUCAGGGAGAAGCACGCUGGCUGCUCUCAUUGCUGCACAGGGUAUGAUUCUGAGUAACAGAAAAGGCUUACUACCAGAACCAAACCUGGCUCAGCUGUUGACCAGUAUGACCAACCCAGCUGCCCUGCAGAUCCUGAUGAGGCCGUACCAGGGCGGGAAGAGAGGAGGAAAGUACGGGCGUAAUGCAGGCCUCCCGUUCCUCAGACCUCCUCUCACUGCUGCCCUCCUAACACUAGGAAAGGCUCACCAGAAUGCUAUGGUUGGUAACGGACUUGUCCUCCAGAAUCUCCUCCACAUGCAGCUCGCUCAGCAGCAGCUUCUUCACAUCAAAGACAAGCGCAUCAGCAGUGUCACCAGUCUGCUUGGAGACCCUUCCAGGCUACUGAUGCAGAAAGCUUUGUCUCUGCGACCUCCAGGUCUCUUGCCUCUGGGGAAAGGCCUCCUGGGAGAUUCCCCUACAGAGUUGCUCCAGGAGUCUGUGCCAAAUUCUACCCACAACCCUACAGUAGUGGUGUCAGCAGCAGGUGUGAUGCCGUACCUUCAGGGUCGAGGCGCAGGAGCAGGCGGGGGAGACCAAAACAUCUCCCAUUCUGUGUCAACAACCCCUUCUGCUUCCUCCUCUUCCUGUCCCACCUCCUGCGACAGGCAGCCGGCUCCUCCCGGAACGAUGGGGAUCGCCCAGUCACAGGGCCAGCUGUUCUCUUUGGGCAUAAGUAACUCGGGCCUUGGCCCGCCUCCACCUAAGCCCCCUGGAGGAGGGUAUACAUCAUCAGGCCAGCACAACAGCUCAGAUGGUAACAGCCUGACUAACAUGGUAAACUGUGGUCAGAAUUCUUUACUGGGCGAUCCUCCUAAAGAAGUCAGACUGCCCUCCAAUCCUUACCUGAACUUGGCCAGCGUGAUGCCAGGAGUCGUUCUGCAAAACUCUGUGGCUAACAAGCCUCAGGGAGGACAGCCGGGCACCGGGGUCUACGGGGCCCCAGUGGCUCCUGUGGCCUCGCAGGCCGCUGCCUCCUUCUCCCACAGCGUGGCGGCUACAACCCCCGUCCCGUACAGCUCCGACACCUCCUCUGACUUCACCCAGUACAACCAAGCCUACACCCAGGAGGCCAUGCACCAGUGGUACCAGCACUACCAGGCAGCGCAGGCACACACCUACAGCACCGCCGCCCCACAGGACGGCACGGCUGCAGACUACAGCAAGGAGCACACACAGGUUCCUGCUGCCUCCACCUACGGGGAUUACACCACCUACAUGCAGGCUGUCACUCAGUACUACUCCCAGCCUGCAACAACCAACCAGGCCUUCGCCAGCAAGGAAGUGGAAGUGUGUAAGCCUUUGGGGGUCCCUCUGCAUGCAGUCAGUAAUGGUCCAGCACCUCCUCCCGCAGUCCUACCUGCCGCCGCCGUGCUCCCAGCCUACAGCACCCUGCCUUUAAUGCCCGGCUUCCUUGGAGCGCCACACCCACCUGCAGCUACACCCACCUCCGUCACACAUGCACACACUGCAGCCACCGACUGGAACACGUACUAUUAUAACCAGACCCGUGGCAUUAAGAGGGACUACCCUCAGCUGGCGGUGCAGGAGGCGCCGCCAUCGGAGGGCGCGUACAUCGGCCAGCACUCCCAGGGCCUGGGGGGGCAGUAUGCCGACUACUUCAAGAGGAAGAGGCUGUAGAGUGAACCAAAUGACCUUAAAGCCCACAGCUUCAGGAGGGAGACACAACCAGCUGGAUGUCACGGCUCCCUCUAGUGGCCUUUUCUGUGGCUGCCAUUGUGCGUCCCUGCAGUAGGUGUCAGGUUGGGUUGAGUCAGGGUUGCAGAUGGCCGGAGUGAAAACAAGCCAUAGUGCUCUUUGAUUUUGAAACUUUAGUACACUCUACCACAGUAUUGCUUUUGUCUUGUUCAAG